Messenger RNA from Drosophila subobscura, 1955 nucleotides. RefSeq names its product ubiquitin-conjugating enzyme E2-24 kDa (gene Ubc2). NCBI's taxonomy places the organism in Eukaryota, Metazoa, Arthropoda, Insecta, Diptera, Drosophilidae. Gene Ontology annotation, biological process: protein polyubiquitination. Gene Ontology annotation, molecular function: ubiquitin conjugating enzyme activity. The record is from RefSeq and is a predicted model, not a curated record. The transcript is spliced from 4 exons. Bases 281 to 970 code for a protein of 229 amino acids. Gene Ontology annotation, cellular component: nucleus.
GUCACACUGCUUCGGUCUUAAUCAUUCAUAUAUUUAAGUAUUUUUUACUAAACAAAAGCAGCAAACAAAAGCAAAAAGUGUUAAGUCAACCGAGAUAAACGUGAACCAAACCGGCCAAAGACCCCGAAAGGUUUCCUCACCCACAGCGCAGGAAAGUGUGUGUGAGUGCAAGGGAGCAGGCGGCAGGUCAAGCGACAGGGGCAAGAAAAUCUCUUUUUGCAAGUGUCGCUGUCGCUAUAGAAAAAAAGUGAAAGAAAUUGUUAAAGUGAGCCUGGCAGACAUGUCUUCAACUCCAGCAGCGGCAGCAGCCGCAGAAGUGGCCACCUCCAGCGCCAGCUCUAAUUCCAGCGCCUCCAGCACAGCCAGCACUGCCAACAGUCAACCCACAUCCACCGGACCAGCGCCGCCGGCCCGUGGUGGAAGAGGCUCCAAUGCCAACGGUGGCGCCUCGGGCAGCAACUCGGGGGGCAAUGACGAGCCACGCAAAGAUGCCAAGCCGACGCCUCGAAUAUCGAAGGCGCUGGGUACCUCGGCCAAGCGCAUACAGAAGGAGCUGGCCGAGAUCACACUGGAUCCCCCACCGAACUGCAGUGCUGGCCCGAAGGGCGAUAACUUGUACGAAUGGGUGUCCACCAUCCUAGGUCCGCCCGGGUCCGUGUACGAAGGUGGCGUGUUCUUCCUCGACAUACACUUCUCGCCGGAAUAUCCAUUCAAGCCGCCCAAAGUCACAUUUCGCACUCGCAUCUAUCACUGCAAUAUCAAUAGCCAAGGCGUCAUAUGCCUGGACAUACUGAAGGACAACUGGUCGCCAGCGUUGACCAUAUCCAAGGUGUUGCUGUCAAUUUGUUCCCUGCUUACAGACUGUAAUCCAGCUGAUCCACUGGUGGGCAGCAUUGCUACGCAAUACUUGCAGAAUCGAGAAGAACACGAUCGAAUUGCGCGUCUCUGGACAAAGCGGUACGCAACAUGAUGCGUAAGUUUUUGCAAAACACUUGUACCACAAACCGAAAACUGCAACCACAAAAAUGAAAAUUCGCAUCUUGAUAAGGAGAAACUCUAUUUUAUAAAUAUAUAUUACACUAUGCUAAACACUAAACCUAAAUUAACAGUAACAGUAACAGUAACAGUAAAAGUAACAAUUACCAUACGACACAGGGACGUGUAACUCAAACAGUAACCGCCAAGAGCCAGAAAUAGUCGAUUCCUUUAAGCCUACAAAUUGUAAAAAAAAACAUUUGAAGUUUUCUAAUGUUGUAUUUAUUUUGGUCGCUUGGAAACCACACAAAAUUGAGCAAAAAUAACAGGAAAAGUCAUCCAAAAUCCAAACACACUGCACUGUCAUUCAACUGCAUAAAUAUAAAUACAAUUAGUCUACUUCAUAUGUGUACAGUGUUAAGUGGAAAGGAAGGAAGCUAAAGCUAAAUACAAGUAAAAAGAGAGAGCGUAUUUUAAUGCGUAAAAACCUAUAGAAAAAUCAACAUCAGGUCAGGGUCAGGGUCGGGUCAGCAGAUUCAGUAGCCUCUUUUUUAAAUCGCAAAAGGACCGCAACAAAAGCAAAUUCUCAACGACAAAAGACUAAAACAAAAACGAUUUAUGUAUACAAAAUUUAAGACAACUUUUCCAAAUUCCAAAAAAAAGAAAAAUAAUCAAAUUUUUGUUAUUUAUAUAAAAAAAACUAAAUUCGGUUUAAUUUUUAAUGUGAUAUCUGUAAGCGUAUUAUAUUUGUUCUUUUUGGCCAACUGUUUUCCAGUAAAAAUGAAAGACUUAACACCAUUUUUUGAGCUGCCGCAACAACUGUCAUUUCCUUGCGGUACUUUAAACUUAAAAACAAAAUCAACUACGAGCAUAAUUAGCAGCAGCAAAAUCGAAAAAAAUAUAUACAGAAACAGACGACAACCAGCUUCCUAUUAUUUUGUAGUUUUAAAGACCAACCACAAGAGUCAAAGAAUCAAUGA